AUGGCCGUCGAUCUAAUGCGUUUCCCUAAGAUGGACGAUCAAAAGGCUAUCCAGGAGGCUGCAUCGCAAGGUUUACAGAGCAUGGACCAUCUCAUUCGUGUCCUCUCUAACCGACCCGAACAACACAACAACGUUGACUGUUCUGAGAUCACCGAUUAUACCGUUUCCAAAUUCAAAACCGUCAUUUCUCUACUUAACCGUACCGGUCACGCCCGGUUCAGACGCGGACCAGUCCACUCCACUUCCUCCGUCGCACUCGCAUCUCCUCCAGUGUUAUCUCAGAAACAACAGAGUCAGAUCGUAAAAAUCGCUCAGUCGGAAGCUCCGAUUGUUUCUCAGCCGAUAAGAACAACGGCGAAUAUCGUUCCACCACCUGUGAAUCCGUCGAGCUUCGUUCAUACGAAUCAGCCGAGCGUAACACUCGAUUUCACUAAACCAAGCGUCUUCGGAUCCAAAUCAAAGAGCUCUGAGCUGGAAUUCGCCAAGGAAAACUUCAGCGUUUCGUUAAACUCUUCAUACAUGUCCUCGGCGAUAACCGGCGACGGCAGCGUCUCCAAGGGAUCCUCAAUCUUCCUCGCGUCGGCUCCGUCGCAGCCUGUAACUUCCUCCGGAAAGCCACCUUUGGCCGGCCAUCCUUAUAGAAAGAGAUGUCUGGAGCACGAACACUCCGAGAGUUUCUCCGGGAAGGUCUCCGGCUCCGGUCACGGCAAAUGCCAUUGCAAAAAAAGAAAGAAUCGGAUGAAGAGAACCGUGAGGGUACCGGCGAUAAGUUCAAAGAUCGCCGAUAUUCCACCGGACGAGUUCUCGUGGAGGAAGUACGGACAAAAACCGAUCAAAGGCUCACCACACCCACGUGGUUACUACAAGUGCAGUACGCUUAGAGGGUGUCCGGCGAGGAAACACGUGGAACGAGCACUGGAUGAUCCAGCGAUGCUUAUCGUGACGUACGAAGGAGAGCACCGUCACAACCAAUCCGCGAUGCAGGAUAACAUUUCUUCUCAAGGCGUUCAUGAUUUGGUGUUUGCCUCGGCAUGA
Microthlaspi erraticum is the source of this 1035-nucleotide messenger RNA. The record is from the annotation of a GenBank genome assembly. NCBI's taxonomy places the organism in Eukaryota, Viridiplantae, Streptophyta, Magnoliopsida, Brassicales, Brassicaceae.